AUGGAGCAUGAUGGCAACUGCAAGGAGCCACUGGCAACCUGGUCAUCAUCUUCCGAUGAGAGCGGUUGCCUCUUAGGAGGCGGUAGCAAACACUGCCUCGACGAAGGCAAUGAAAGAAGAGGUAAUCCUAAUUCGCUUGCACACAGGGAUGGUCAGUCACCGCAAAGCCGUGUACCUGCUGCUGCCUGCUAUGUCUUGACAGGUCUUGUGAUAAUGACACUCCUGGCCCUCAACGUCGUCUUAAAUCUGCCUACAAAGGGCAACCUCCGAGGAGGACGCAGCCCCUCUGAAGGGGAACAUCCUGUCAGUCCUCGAAAGUUUCUCGAGUCCGGACUUGUCUUGAAGGACGACGAGGUGAGCACUGCUGCAGUGAAGAAGGACAUCGUGGUUGGUGUCGGUGAGGGUGACAAGCCUACCGUCGUCACCGAUAGCUGUUUUUGGCACUCCUGCGGCAUGAAUACCGUCUGCAGACUAUCUGCGGAUGAUGUCUCAGUCGACGGUGACAAGACCGUCAACGCCACGAAUGCGAGCAACCUGGAGGAAUGUAAGCAGAAAUGCGAACAACUUGGCGAGGACAACUGCACCGGUGUCGAAUACAACCACAAGUCACACAGGUGCGAGCUUUGGACUCGUCCCAUUCUGUCACAUCGCAGCUGCUUGACUGGCCACGACUGCCCGGAGGCAAACUUUUCCUGCCACACAAUGCAGUGCAAGGCUAUCGACCACCCAGUGCGCCUGCAAACCUCCGAGCGCAGCUUCCACGAUAGUUUUGGAAGGAGCAUCUCGAUCUCAGGUGACACUGUGGUAGUCGGCGCUCCAGGCGAUAAUGAUCGUGGCGACGACAGCGGGGCUGCUUACGUAUUUGUCCGCAAAGCGAACACGUUUGCGGAGCAGGCCAAACUUACCGCCGACGAUGGCUUUCGGAACUCCUUCUUCGGCAAUAGUGUUAGCAUUGCAGGUACUAGGAUUUUGGUGGGGGCAUACCGCGAUGGUUUGAAUGGGAAGAAGGACAGCGGCUCAGCGUACGUGUUUCGUCGAGAUUUGGAUGUGUGGGAGCAGGAAUCGAAGCUGUCUCCGGAGGAUGCUGUGGAGAAUGAACGGUUUGGUUCGAGGGUCAGCCUUUUCGGAGACCUGGCUGUAAUCAUGUCGGCCGGGAGUGCCGCCAAGAAUGUGUCGGCGGCCAUCUAUCUCUUUCACGUGAAAGGGAGAAGCUGGGUCUUAAAGGCCAAACUGGCAUCUCCCAAAUCUUUGACAAACACCUCCAAAUUCGGGUCCAGCCUCAGCCAGAGCGCCGACACCAUAAUGAUUGGCGCCGAAGAGGACGACGUGAACGGCAAGGCCAGUGGGGCGGUAUAUGUGUACAGCUUCAACGGGACAAGCUGGUCUCAACCAAUCAGGCUCGUAGCGAACGACACAGCGGCGGGAGAUCACUUUGGCUGCAGCGUUAGCUUGUCGGAGUCUGGCAAGACUUGCAUCGUCGGUGCCUAUGGUCAUCGUACCAAAGGAAAGGGCAGUGGCGCGGCAUACGUCUUCAAGCGGCAAGAGGGGCGAUGGGUGCAACAGCAGCAGCUGGCCUCUGAGGACCUUGAUGCAGACGACGGCUUCGGAAAAAGCGUCAGCACUUCUGAUUCCAUAGCCGCAAUCGGAGCCUUCGGCGACGAGCACGGUGGAGUUGACCGAAGUGGUUCGGCGUACAUCUUCAUUUAUGCAGGUCGCAAGUGGGUGCAGCAGAGCAAGCUGGCGCCACAGCAGGCCAAGGCGGGUGCUGAGUUUGGCAGCGUCCGGAACCCGACUUCCAGCCGCAGCAGUGAGCACCCAAAUGGCACACAACAUCUCGUCGUCAUGCCCAUUGAUAUCAACUGGCUGCGUGCUGACAGGUCCGGUGACCCGCAGCGUGUGCGCCAAGCACAGCACAAGCGUUUCAAGCCGAAUGCAGAUACGCUCGUGGACGACGUGCUCGAGCUGGACCAGUCUUGGCGGGAGAAAACGACUUGUGCAAGGGAGCUGCAAACGCAGUUGAACAAGCUGCAGAAGGAUGUCAUCGCUGAGAAGAAGAAACUUAAGCAACCCUGCGAUUCAGAGCUCAAGCAAGCCGGCUUACUUCGAGAACAGCUAAAGGAGCUUGAGCUGCAAGCACAGCAGUGUGAGACCAAGCGAGAUGCAGCACUUGGCAAGCUUGGCAACUUUGUGGAUCUGUCCGUGCCGAUUUCGCAGAGUGAAGUUGACAACGAGGUCAUCAGCACGUGGCCGUCUGCGUCCGCAGAGGAGUAUCUCAGCCAUGACAGUGGGAGGAGGCUUCUCAGCCAUGAAGAUCUACUAUGGCGCAUUGGUGGCUAUGACCCGGAACGAGGGUGCAAGGUUGCAGGAAGCCGGGGGUAUUUUCUCGAAGAUACAGGGGUUCUGCUGAGCCAAGCCCUGGUUAGCUACGGACUGGCGUUUCUUCGUGCUCGUGGGUAUCGAGCUGUGCAGCCGCCGUAUUUCAUGAGGAAGGACCUCAUGGCUGGAGUUGCUCAGCUCGAUGACUUUGACCAGCAGCUGUACAAAGUUACAAAGGGAGAGCAAGGAGAUGCCACAGAAGAGGUGGAUAAGUAUCUGAUCGCCACAUCGGAGCAGCCGCUGUGCGCUUUCCAUGCGAAAGAGGUGCUCAAUGCAGAAGUGCUUCCUUUGCGCUAUGCCGGAGUGUCCACCUGCUUUCGGACCGAGCUCGGCAAAGCUGGCAGGGAGAAUCGAGGAAUCUUCCGUGUGCAUCAGUUCGAGAAGGUGGAGCAGUUUUGUAUCACUGCUGGUGAUCCUGAGCUGUCGGAGGAAAUGCACUCGGAGAUGCUGCGCUGCGCGGAGGAGUUCUACCAAAGUUUGGAGAUUCCACAUCGUGUGGUGAAAGUGGUGUCUGGAGAGCUGAACGAUGCCGCCACCAUGAAAUAUGACUUGGAGGGGUGGUUUGCAGGGCAGGGGCAGUACCGCGAGCUCGUCUCCUGCUCGAACUGCACCGACUUCCAGUCGAGAGCCCUUGACAUUCGAUAUCGGCCGGCAGACUCUCAGACUCAGGACAAGCAGCGUCCGCGCCACGUGCACAUGCUCAACUCGACAUUGACAGCUUCAGGCAGGUGCUUGUGUUGCAUGUUGGAAGCAUUCCAGACACCCGACGGUGUUCGAGUUCCCAGCGUGCUUGUUCCGUUUACAGGAGGCAUCGACUUUCUGCCCUUUGUACGGGCACCCCGACAGCUCGGCACUGUUGCCAAGACCGGCGUGGAGGCGCCGGUGACGGAGGGAGAGCCGAAGCCCAAAAGCCGCGGUCGGAUCCAGGAGCUUGAAGAAAAACUCCUGCACCACCCUUACGUCACAGGAUUUCAAGCUUCGAUGGCGGACUUGCAUGCAAUCAACUCCAUACAGGACGAGGACCUAUCUGCGCAGCUCGUCAGGGGCAUUGAGUUACGAGUUUCAGUGGACGCAGUGCUCCGGGGCUCGUUUGUGUUGGAAAUGCCGUUUGCGACGAUCUGUGUGAACAAUCGCACCCUUGUCGCCUUGCAAGCCUUGCAGACAAGGUAUCCGAAUGUUCGACGGUGGAUGGAGCACAUGCGUUCGUAG
This is a messenger RNA of Symbiodinium sp. CCMP2592, 3585 nucleotides long. The record is from the annotation of a GenBank genome assembly. Lineage: Eukaryota; Dinophyceae; Suessiales; Symbiodiniaceae.